Molecule: messenger RNA, 1879 nt
Organism: Triticum urartu
Lineage: Eukaryota; Viridiplantae; Streptophyta; Magnoliopsida; Poales; Poaceae
Source: RefSeq, a predicted model, not a curated record
GGAGAGUAGAAUGAUCCUUUAGUUGAAACCAGAAAUGCUACGCAAAUGAAUUCUUCCCAGCGUAAGCGUUACUGUGACCGGGAUAGAUACUUGCAAAUGACUCCAUAUCAGAGGGAAGCCUAUUUGCAAAGGAAUCGUGAGUACAAAAGAAUGAGGCGUGAGUGCAGCGCAAGUUGUAGCAAUACACAACCAGCACCCCAGCAGAAAAAUACAAGAGCUAAUAAGAACAUAUGCAUGACAGGAAAGGAAGUCGUGGCCAGUUCAAACUAUGAGAAGCAUGAUUCGGUAUUUACUCAACUGGGGUCUUCAUCAAAAGGAAAACAAGUGGCGGAUGUUGGUGGUUCUGGCACAAGUCGUCCAAAAGCUGGAACUCGAUUCACCAUCAGUCCAUCUGGCAUAUAUUUAUCAUCAAUAUCCUCGGAAGAUCAAGCUGCAAAAUAUGAAUUGAAAAAUGUACGUCAGCGUAAGCGACAUCGUUGCGUCAACAUGCACUCAGAACUGUCACAUGAUCAAGAAGAAACACACGUACAAGAGAUUUGUGGCCAUAAUAAAAGACAGAGGCCAGAAAAAGAAAGUUGUAGUACUGCACGGGAUCGUGGCAGAGAGACCAACAACUUGCAUGAAGACCUCAUUUAUGUGCCCCAGGAUUCUUUUCCUGCCAUUCAUGAAUAUCUGGCAAAUACUGAAGACUCUAUUGAGUACGAUGAUGUGAAUGAUGAGAGUCUAAUGUAUAAUAGACCAUGUCUUGACUUUGAAUCAUAUCAAGAGCCAAAGCAUGUCACAAAAUGCAUACAAGCAGAUCCAUAUGAUCAUAUAUAUCAUAAAUUGCCCCGUGGCUAUCAUUUUCUAGAGCGAGUGCCCAACUGUAGACAUUGCAAUGCGAAAAGGUUCCAAUAUGAGACGCCAACAUUUUGUUGCAUGAAUGGAAAAGUAAAGAUAGUAACCCCAGUGGUUCCUGAUGAAUUGCGUCAGUUGUACACGAGCCAGGAUCCAAAUGCAAAAUACUUCCAAGAUCAUAUACGGUACUUCAAUUCUCAUUUCUCUUUUACCUCUCUUGGUGUGAUCUUGGACCAAAGAUUCUGCAAUAGGAGGUCUGGAGUAUACACCUUUCGCGCACAGGGCCAAAUUUAUCACCGUAUUGACCAGUUGGUUCCAAAAGAAGAUGGCCCCAAGCAUUUACAGUUAUACUUCUAUGACACGGAUGCAGAUUUGCAACAAAGAUUUCUUCACUCGCCAAACCUUGACCAAACUCUGAUCCGGAAGUUGGUGAAUAUACUUUCAAAUCAAAGAGUAUAUAAUGCUCCGACAACAUCACAAGUAGCAGCAAUUUGGGUCGAGGGAAAUAAUCCUCGAAGUUAUUUUGACAGGAGUAUCAUGGUUUACGGUAAAUCGGACAAACCACAAUACAUAAAAGCAUACCAUGGUUGCUAUGAUCCAUUGUCAUAUCCACUUUUUUUCCCGAAUGGGGAAGUUGGAUGGAACCUGAAUUUACCAAAAGUUGCUCCCCAUGGUAAGAGGAAGAGAAAUGAUCAAGCAGAUGCUCUCAGCGAAGAAGGAGUGGAAAAGAGCUCUGGUUCUUGUGUAUCACCAAGGGAAUAUUAUUGUUAUAAGUUACAAAUCCGAGAUGGCGAGUUCAACGUCUUACUAUUUGGAAAGAGAUUAACUCAACAGUAUAUUGUUGAUAUGUACAUCAAGAUUGAAUCAAUAAGGUUGGCUUUCUAUUUACAAUAGUCAACUCAGGUUCUCAUACGUGCAGAUUUAUAUCAAGGAUUGGUUGAUAGUGUUGUAGCCGGUGAGACACGUGCAUGCAUGACUGGAAAGCGUAUUGUGCUCCCCCCAAAAUUUAUUGGAGGACCAAGAGACAUGCGCCGAAGGUAUC